Molecule: messenger RNA, 1008 nt
Organism: Letharia lupina
Lineage: Eukaryota; Fungi; Ascomycota; Lecanoromycetes; Lecanorales; Parmeliaceae
Exons: 6
Coding region: 1-1008 (335 amino acids)
Source: RefSeq, a predicted model, not a curated record
AUGGCAACAGCUUCUUCCACAUCAGAGCAGCUUCAGGCAGAACCUGAAGCUCUUUUGAAUGGACCAGCUGGCAUACCACCUGCUGGUAUGCUACCUGACUUUGAUAAACCGGCUGGCCUCAACACCGUUUUCUAUUUUUCUAUCGCAAUGUGCAUAACCUUCUCAAGCUUAGCCGUUCUCAUACGCAUCUAUACAAGAAGCUUUCUCCUCCGCUCCAUGGGGUACGAUGACUAUGCUUCGGUGGUUUCGUGGCUGUGUUUGCUCGGAUAUCUCAUUGUGGCGCUUUUCGUCACGAAGGCUGGGCUUGGUGUUCAUAUGUGGGACUUGCGGUUGAAGGAAUUCUUCGGGCUGCUUUACUGGGUCAACAUCGCUACAAUUAUGUACAACCCAACUGCGUUCCUGGCCAAGUUCUCUAUUCUUCUUCAGUACUCCAGAAUCUUCAACCCCGGCGGAAAAGGAAACUUGCCAGUGUUCGUCGCCAUCCGAAUUGGUGUCUUUGCUUUGGGGUUUUUCGCUUGUGUGACGUCGAUCAUGCGCACUUAUUAUACCUUCCGAGUUCUCGAAACGUCAGACAAAAGCUACAUGCUCGGCCCCUUUGGUCUAUGGAGCUCAGCAGAGCUUUCAACCAGUGUCAUUACUAGCUGUCUUCCCGCCCUGCCGAAAUUCUUUCAACACAUUCGCCCCAAGGUCUAUAGAGUCUACAAAGUGUUUUCGGUGCAGUCGAAAUCCACGAGUAGCUCUGGCCCCGAUCAGAGAGACGGGAGCAGACCAUCCAAGAAUAAGCCCCUCACCAAGGUCAAAAACUCUUUCGCCAAGCACGGUGCUGGGUUGAAUCUUACCGAAUCAGACACGGACCCGUACUCUCAGCUCCAUGGCGAGUAUUAUACGCUGGACGAGUUUGAAGCUUCGAAGCCCCAAACGAUAAUGGCAUCUGCUCCGACCCAGGCAUCAGGCGUGGGAAUUGCCACAAGACGGGAUGAGUUGGAAUAUGGACAUCAAGGGUCAUAA